Molecule: messenger RNA, 1368 nt
Organism: Penicillium nucicola
Lineage: Eukaryota; Fungi; Ascomycota; Eurotiomycetes; Eurotiales; Aspergillaceae
Product: stearoyl-CoA 9-desaturase sdeA
Exons: 2
Coding region: 1-1368 (455 amino acids)
Biological process (GO): unsaturated fatty acid biosynthetic process
Cellular component (GO): endoplasmic reticulum membrane
Molecular function (GO): heme binding; iron ion binding; stearoyl-CoA 9-desaturase activity
Source: RefSeq, a predicted model, not a curated record
AUGUCGUCGAAGGUUGAUGCUUCACGCCCUCGGGCGGCUGAGACCAAGAAGGUGCACAUUGCUGAUACCCAGAUGACUCGUCAGAACUGGUACAAGCAUGUCAACUGGCUCAAUGUCAUUCUGAUUCUGGGUGUGCCUGUCUCUGGCUGCAUCCAGGCUUUCUGGGUUCCUUUGCAGUUGAAGACGGCCAUCUGGGCGGUCAUCUACUACUUCUUCACUGGCCUGGGAAUCACUGCUGGGUACCAUCGUCUCUGGGCUCACUGCUCGUACUCCGCCACUCUGCCUCUCCGUAUCUGGCUCGCUGCCGUCGGCGGUGGUGCCGUUGAAGGUUCCAUUCGCUGGUGGGCUCGGGAUCACCGUGCGCACCACCGUUACACCGACACCGAGAAGGACCCCUACUCCGUUCGCAAGGGUCUCCUGUACUCUCACCUGGGAUGGAUGAUCAUGAAGCAGAACCCCAAGCGAAUUGGCCGGACCGACAUCUCCGAUCUUAACGAAGACCCUGUUGUCGUCUGGCAGCACCGCAACUACCUCAAGGUCGUCCUCACCAUGGGAUUGAUCGUGCCCAUGCUCGUCGCCGGUCUCGGCUGGGGUGAUUGGUGGGGUGGCUUUGUGUACGCCGGUAUCCUGCGUAUUUUCUUCGUGCAACAGGCCACUUUCUGUGUCAACUCUCUGGCUCACUGGCUCGGUGACCAGCCUUUCGAUGACCGUAACUCUCCCCGUGACCACGUCAUUACCGCCCUGGUCACUCUCGGCGAGGGUUACCACAACUUCCACCACGAGUUCCCUUCGGACUACCGCAACGCCAUCGAGUGGCACCAGUACGACCCGACCAAGUGGACCAUCUGGACCUGCAAGCAAUUCGGCCUGGCCUACGACCUGAAGCAGUUCCGCUCCAACGAGAUCGAAAAGGGUCGUGUGCAGCAGCUCCAGAAGAAGAUCGACCAGAAGCGCGCCAAGCUCGACUGGGGUACUCCCUUGGACCAGCUCCCCGUCAUGGAGUGGGAUGACUAUGUCGAACAGGCCAAGAACGGCAGAGGCCUGAUCUCCAUCGCCGGUGUUGUCCACGAUGUGACCGACUUCAUCAAGGACCACCCCGGUGGCAAGGCCAUGAUCAAGUCCGGUCUUGGCAAGGACGCGACCGCCAUGUUCAACGGUGGUGUCUACUACCACUCCAACGGUGCCCACAACCUGCUCUCCACCAUGCGUGUCGGUGUCAUCCGUGGCGGUGGUGAAGUUGAGAUCUGGAAGCGUGCCCAGAAGGAGAACACCGAGUAUGUUCGCGACGACUCAGGUCAGCGUAUCAUCCGCGCUGGCAUGCAGGUCACCAAAAUCCCCGAGCCCAUUCCCACUGCGGAUGCAGCUUAA